Messenger RNA from Talpa occidentalis (Iberian mole), 1683 nucleotides. It is a transcript of the gene BCL7B, whose product is annotated as BAF chromatin remodeling complex subunit BCL7B. The transcript is spliced from 6 exons. NCBI's taxonomy places the organism in Eukaryota, Metazoa, Chordata, Mammalia, Eulipotyphla, Talpidae. The coding region runs from base 110 to 718 and encodes 202 amino acids. The record is from RefSeq and is a predicted model, not a curated record.
GCGACGGGCGCGGUGACGCUACUGCAGCGGGCGGGCGGCGGCGCGUGAGGCGCGCGAUUCCCCGUGUCUUGGGAGCAGUGCCCCGGCCCCCGCCGCUCCCGCCGCCGCCAUGUCGGGCCGGUCGGUCCGCGCCGAGACCCGCAGCCGGGCCAAGGAUGACAUCAAGAAGGUGAUGGCGGCCAUCGAGAAAGUGCGGAAAUGGGAGAAAAAGUGGGUGACUGUAGGUGACACAUCCCUUAGGAUAUUUAAGUGGGUUCCUGUGACAGACAGCAAGGAGAAAGAAAAGUCAAAAUCGAACAGUUCAGCAGCCCGGGAACCUAAUGGCUUUCCCUCUGAUGCCUCAGCCAAUUCCUCUCUCCUUCUUGAAUUCCAGGAUGAAAACAGCAACCAGAGUUCUGUAUCUGAUGUCUAUCAGCUCAAGGUGGACAGCAGCACCAACUCAAGCCCCAGCCCCCAACAGAGCGAGUCCCUGAGCCCAGCACACACCUCUGACUUCCGCACAGAUGACUCCCAGCCCCCUACACUGGGUCAGGAGAUCCUUGAGGAGCCUUCCCUGCCUGCCUCAGAAGUUGCCGAUGAACCUCCUACCCUUACAAAGGAAGAACCAGUUCCACUAGAGACACAGAUUACUGAGGAAGAGGAAGACUCAGGUGCCCCGCCCCUGAAACGCGUCUGUGUGGACCAAGCCGCAGUGCCGCAGACAGCUUCAGAAAGCUAGCACCGCCUUGGUGCUCUUCGCCUCCUGGCCCCUGCCUCUAUUUAUUGCAUUCUGGUUCUGGCCGUGCUGUGUUGCUGGGGUAAGGGCAAGCACCGGGGUCCAGAGUCUGCACCUAGGGGCCUUCUGGACUGGAAGGCUGACGUAGGACUUGAGGCUGUAGCAUCAUCUUCCCAUCCUUGACACCUGUGUCUGCUUGCUCCUGAGAAGAGGAGCAUUCAUGUCCUUUUUGCAACCCAAGCAGCUGGAGUUAUCAGCCAUUCUGUCACCUCCAGGUAGCAGUCUCUGCUCCAGGAUCCCUAGACUGAGCUGCUGGCGCUUCUACGAGAGGAAAGAGAUGUGGAAGGCACCUUCUGGAGAAGAGCAUGCCUAGGGUUACUUGAAUUUGAAUGGAGACUGUAGAUUGAUUCAUGGCCUUUCCCAUAGGGCCAGGGCCCUGUCAGUUGCUGUUGGAGAAGGAGUGGGUAGAGACUUUGGAGGGGAGAAGGACCUCCUCUAGGAUGGGAUGGGCCUUUCUGCCCAUGAGGGUAGGAAAGUCCAUAUAGAUUUCUUGCUGUUUUGGCACUUCUGCCCAUUCCUGAGGUUAUGCCACCUCUCGUGGGCUUUUUAGCUGGUGACAGUCCUUUGUUUCCCGCCAUAACCAUUCCCUUCCAACACACACAUACACACAUACGCAGCUUUCCCCAUUUUCACCUGUACCUUUCAUUCCAGCACCCCCGCCUCAGUUCCCUUCUGCCACAAACGCUGCCCCAGCAAGAAUUUGAGGACAGUACCCAUUGCCCACAGUACUCCUUCAGCUCAGACUUUCUAGAAAGUUUACUUUUCUUUGAAAUCUGCAUGUUUAAUUGAACUUUGUGAUUUUAUUUUUUGUUUCAAAAAGUUUAAGAAAAUGGAAAUGGGCAACAGUGAGUGAAGACAUAUUUUAGCACUGAAUAGAAUAUUUUUAAAAUUAAACUAUUUGAAAUAUG